Messenger RNA from Peromyscus leucopus (white-footed mouse), 1152 nucleotides. It is a transcript of the gene Xrcc2, whose product is annotated as X-ray repair cross complementing 2. Gene Ontology annotation, cellular component: Rad51B-Rad51C-Rad51D-XRCC2 complex; replication fork; centrosome. The transcript is spliced from 3 exons. The record is from RefSeq and is a predicted model, not a curated record. NCBI's taxonomy places the organism in Eukaryota, Metazoa, Chordata, Mammalia, Rodentia, Cricetidae. Bases 90 to 926 code for a protein of 278 amino acids. Gene Ontology annotation, biological process: double-strand break repair via homologous recombination; DNA strand invasion. Gene Ontology annotation, molecular function: ATP-dependent DNA damage sensor activity; ATP binding; four-way junction DNA binding.
GCAUGCGCGCACGGGGCCCGCUGGUCUGACGGGCUGUUCCUAAAUGGCAUUGCUGGCGGGAAAGUUGAGCCUGAGGAGCUGACGGGGCAAUGUGCAGCGACUUUCGCAAGGCCGAAUCCGGGACGGAGCUCCUUGCCCGGCUUGAAGGCAGAAGCUCCUUGAAAGAACUAGAACCCAACCUGUUUGCUGAUGAAGAUUCACCAGUGCAUGGUGAUAUUCUUGAAUUUCACGGUCCAGAAGGAACGGGAAAAACAGAGAUGCUUUAUCACCUGACAGCCCGAUGUAUACUUCCAAAGUCGGAGGGCGGACUGCAGAUAGAAGUCUUAUUUAUUGAUACAGACUACCACUUUGACAUGCUUCGGCUGGUGACUGUUCUUGAGCAUAGACUGUCACGGAGCUCCGAGGAGACCAUAAAGCUCUGCCUGGGCCGAUUCUUCCUGGCCUACUGCAGCAGCAGCAUGCAGCUGCUGCUCACGCUGCACUCCCUGGAGGCUCUGUUCUGUAGCCACCCCUCUCUCUGCCUUCUCAUUGUGGACAGCCUGUCGGCUUUCUACUGGACAGACCGCGCCAGCGGAGGGGAGAGCGUGGCCCUGCAGGAAUCUACUCUGAAGAAGUGUUCUCAGCUCCUAGAGAGGCUCGUCGCUGAGUACCGCUUGCUGCUGUUCGCAACAACACAGACUCUAAUGCAGAAAGCCGCGGGUUCAGCAGAGGAGCCUUCCUCCUCCAAGCACGCGGGCGAGGGAGACGUGGACUACAGAGCCUAUCUCUGCAAGGCUUGGCAGAGGGUCGUGAAGCACAGGGUCAUCUUCUCCAGAGAGGAGGAGGCCAAGAGCAGCCGGUUCUCGUUAGUGUCACGUCACUUAAAGAGUAACAGUUUAAAAAGACACGUUUUUAUGAUCCGAGAAAGUGGGGUGGAGUUUUGUUGAUCGCUAUCAUCAGAAAGCUUUUGAGACCUCUAAGGCACGUCUUAUAAAGUCUUCUGUUGGCUGAAGUGGUUUGAUUCCAAAGUUGUUGAUUCCGCGGAAAUUAAUAUAAACAGUACAGUAAAACUCGAAGCUGCUCUGUCCCUCUAGACUGUGGACGGUCAGUGGGCACACUGCACUCCACUGAGCUUGUUUUGGAACUCAAUAAAUGAUACACGGUUCAGACUGA